GACAACUCACUACAGAAAUAGAGGUUACGUUGCUUGUCAUCUAUGCACAUUACAUUCAAUCACUGAUUUAAUCGUAGGAAAUACAAAUUAUUAAUUAAACUCAUCAUUUAGUAUACCACGAUGGAUACUGGCGUGAUGACGGACCUCGUCGUGGAUCCCAACAUCCGCGGCUGGGUGUUUUUGCCUAUUAUAGUCAUAACUUUUCUUGUUGGUAUCUUUAGACAUUACAUUUCAAUUCUGUUAUCCUCACAGAAAAAGGUUGAAUUACAACAGUUACAAGAUAGUCAAGUCAUUCUGCGAGCAAGAAUGUUGAGAGAGAAUGCCAAGUACAUUCCAAAGGCAUCGUUUUUAAUGCGGCGACAGUUUUUCAACAAUCAGGAAACUGGCAUGUUGACACAGAAAAGGGAGCAUGCAACUCCAAACAUGAUGACUGAUCCUAAUAUGAUGACAGAGAUGUUGAAAGGCAACAUUACAAAUGUAAUUCCUAUGUUUAUCAUUGGUGGAUGGAUUAAUUGGAUGUUUUCUGGAUUUAUUACAACAAAAGUGCCAUUUCCAUUAACACUUCGUUUUAAACCGAUGUUACAACGUGGUAUUGAGUUGUCCCACUUAGAUGCUUCAUGGGUAUCAUCAGCAUCAUGGUAUUUUUUGAAUGUUUUCGGUUUGCGAAGCAUUUACGCUCUAGUCUUGGGAGAAAACAACGCUGCUGAUCAAAGUAAGCAAAUGCAGGAUCAAAUGUCCGGAGCAGCCAUGGCAAUGCCUCCAGACCCAAAAGUAGCUUUCAAAGCCGAAUGGGAAGCGCUCGAAAUCGUGGACCAUCAAUGGAUUCUCCAGGAUAUUGAGAGUUCAGUAUUUGAAGAGAAAAAGUAGUCACCAAAGUACCAAGUAAUAAGAUUGUACUGAAUUUAGCGGAAAUUAUUUGAAGUAAACUUAUUUGUCAAGGGUUUGUACGAAAUAAUUUAAAAUAUGUUUUAUUGUUGUCUACAAUGUCAGGUAUUUCAUAAUAAGUAACCAAGUCA
Dalotia coriaria is the source of this 1016-nucleotide messenger RNA. RefSeq names its product ER membrane protein complex subunit 3 (gene EMC3). Gene Ontology annotation, cellular component: EMC complex; membrane. The transcript has 4 exons. Gene Ontology annotation, biological process: protein folding in endoplasmic reticulum. Lineage: Eukaryota; Metazoa; Arthropoda; Insecta; Coleoptera; Staphylinidae. The record is from RefSeq and is a predicted model, not a curated record. The coding region runs from base 121 to 867 and encodes 248 amino acids.